Molecule: messenger RNA, 2069 nt
Organism: Daphnia carinata
Lineage: Eukaryota; Metazoa; Arthropoda; Branchiopoda; Diplostraca; Daphniidae
Product: putative sodium-coupled neutral amino acid transporter 10
Exons: 11
Coding region: 263-1813 (516 amino acids)
Biological process (GO): amino acid transmembrane transport
Molecular function (GO): amino acid transmembrane transporter activity
Source: RefSeq, a predicted model, not a curated record
GAAAAGUUGGGCAUUCAACCACCUGAAAAGGAAAAAGAGGAGCUGUUUGUGUCAGAAUUGUUUAGCACGUUAUAAACGAAGUCUUGAGAAAUUAGCUAAAAAUGUUACUGCCCUCAUUUUAAGUACAUUAAGUAAUUGUCAGUGAAUGCUUUGACAGUAACUUCUUGAAUGCAAUUGUGAGUUGUUUUUCACAUGUAAAACCAGAAACACAACUAACGUGUUCCGUACAAGGCGAUACCCAAAUCUUACAACAGUGAGCAAAAUGAUAAACCUGGAUUACUUUUUGUCUGGGAAUGCGAAACAUACUAUGAUGUUGGCAAACUCAAUCAUCGGCGCAAGUAUUUUAUCCAUGCCAUUUUGUUUUAAACAGUGUGGAAUUAUUCUGGGUUCCAUAAUUUUAUAUUUGAACAGCAUCAUGACAAAACUUUGUUGUCAUCAACUUGUCAAAUCCUCACUUAUAUCCAGAAGAAGGAACUAUGAAAUCUUAGCCUAUGAUGUCAUGGGACCAUUUGGAAAACUGUGGAUUGAAGUAUGUAUCAUAGGCUAUAACAUGGGGUGCUGCAUUGCCUAUCUCGUUGUACUUGGUGAUCUCGGUCCAGAAAUAUUAAACAAAAUAGGUCUAAAUUACUCCUUGCAGUCAGCACGAAUACUUCUUAUGGCAGGAAGUAGCAUGUUCAUCAUACUACCUCUAAGCCUCUUGAGAGAUAUUGAAACAUUGAAUGUAAUGUCUACAGUUUCUGUGGCUAUGUACAUGUUAUUGGUUUUAAAAUCCUUCUUUGAGGCUGGAGUCCAGGGCCUAACCGAAGGAAUAUCUUCAAAUAUUGAAGUAUGGAAAAUGGGGGGUGUACUCCAAUGCGUCCCGAUAUUUUCCAUGGCUUUAUCGUGCCAAACGCAGGUGUUUGAAGUAUAUGAUUCCCUACCAGAACCAUCCCUAAAAGCAAUGGAUCGAGUAGUAUCUACAGCCAUUGAUUUGUGCACUUUUAUUUACAUGGGGGUAGGAAUAGCUGGCUACCUAGCCUUUGCGGAUACGCAUUUUACCGGCAAUAUCCUCAUAAGUUUUGCGCCGUCUUUUGUAACUGACCUUAUGAAAGUGGGAUUCCUGCUAUCGAUUAUCUUGAGCUUUCCGUUGUGUGUUUUGCCGUGCAGGACAAGCUUCCAUUCAUUAGUGUAUGGAAAGACGUCUGAUUCGAGUGGCGGGAUGGCAGGAGGAACAACCGGCUCGCUUUCGGAUUUCCGUUUCAAAAUUCUGACAUUCAUAAUCGUCACGGCAACCUUAGUAAUAGGUAUCUGCAUUCCGAAUGUCGAGUUCGUUUUAGGUCUGGUGGGUGCCACUUUAGGAACGGCAGUUUGUUGUGUUGCGCCUGCGUGGAUUUAUCUGCAAGUUGCCCCAUCGACUUCUGGUGAACGCUGGAUUGCCAAAGUGCUGUUCGUGUGUGGAUUGAUUAUUCUGGUUUUGGGCACCGCCGCCAAUAUUUAUGCAGAGGAAGAAUACUCAGAAAGUCAUGCUGAGGACAUCAUUCCGCCUAGUUUAAGGGAAAUCGAAGCCAAAUUUGACCUUCCGUUGCCUCAGUCAUCGCCAUCAGUAGUCAUGAUGGACAACUUCAACAGACUUGGAGAAAAAAACGAAGAAUUGGAAUCCAAUAAUGAUGUGACGGCCGUGACUGAAGAAUUAGCUAUUUCAAAUAUUAGUCUGGCGGUUGUCCGAUCGGCAGUUCCAGCAGUCCAGAUACAAAUAAACCGUUCCAUUAAAUCUAUAGAGAGAACUACCACAAGCUCCCACAGUGCUCCUGUGCUUCCCCUGAACGCGAAAUGAAACAAAUGAACACAAUUUAGAUAACAGUACCAAGAUCAGCUUGGUGCUCAACCCAUCUGAUUGUGUGUGCAAAACUGUGUUAUUCCAUUAUGGGCAUCACUGAAGUCAAAAUGAUCGUAAUUGAUUUUCAAGCACAAUCCAGUUUUUUUUUCUUUGUGAGGUUGGGUUUAUAAUACCUCAGGUAGUUUUGCUCAUGUAAAAAUGUCUUUGGGAUGAUUUAUAAAAUUGUGGUGUUCACGUUUUAAAACACUGUACU